AAUCGAGUACAAUCAUGCAAUUUUAAAGAUUGGAAUUUUCUAACGGUGCACUAAGAUUGCUGCCAUAGAUCUUAAAAAUAAAAGCGAAGAACUGGUAUGCUGGCACAGGAGAUUGGUGAAUGAUCAAAGAUUCGAAGGUUUUGAGAAAUUGUCAGCAUUUGAAUCUCUGAGUGACUGAGUGUUGAAUCGAGUUGUGAAGAUGUUUCUGUGGAGAUUUACUCGCCCGUUGAUGAUGAUGGCGAGGGUGAAGGAGACUACAGGGAUUGUAGGGCUAGAUGUUGUCCCAAAUGCUAGAGAGGUGUUGAUUGGCCUGUACAGCAAAACGCUGAAGGAGAUCCAGGCGGUUCCUGAGGACGAGGGCUACAGGAAAGCUGUGGAGAGCUUCACGCGCCACCGGCUCAAGGUUUGUCAGGAGGAGAAUGAUUGGGGAGCGAUCGAGAAGCGUCUUGGUUGCGGACAGGUUGAGGAGCUCAUUGAAGAGGCGGAGGAUGAGCUCAAGCUUAUCGAUAAAAUGAUCGAGUGGGAUCCAUGGGGCGUACCUGAAGACUAUGAGUGUGAAGUUAUAGAGAAUGAUGCACCAGUUCCCAGACACGUGCCUCUACAUCGACCUGGUCCUCUGCCCGAGGAGUUCUACAAGACGUUGGAGAAUGUCACAACAGGCACGUUGGAGGACAUCACGAUAAAAAAGAAAGAUCCCUCUAUAGCCUAAUAUGUGUGGCAAUGCCGCAAUGAAGCUUUCUCCAACCAAUGUUUUCUCCUCUCGGAGGAUAUUUGGUCAAGAAACCAUGUGUACUGUUUUAUGCUCAGGUCUUGUGAAGAGUGUUAUAAUAUAUAGAAAAUAAUCUCACCACAAGAGGACCUGGCUUUUUUUUUUUCCUAGUUGGGAGGAUUUGGUUGUGUACUGCAGUCUUGUAAACUUUCAUCAGUCCGUUUAAAGUUUCAAUUUUUUUUGAA
This is a messenger RNA of Daucus carota subsp. sativus, 954 nucleotides long. Its product is annotated as probable NADH dehydrogenase [ubiquinone] 1 alpha subcomplex subunit 5, mitochondrial. Bases 200 to 709 code for a protein of 169 amino acids. The transcript has 3 exons. Lineage: Eukaryota; Viridiplantae; Streptophyta; Magnoliopsida; Apiales; Apiaceae. Gene Ontology annotation, biological process: respiratory electron transport chain. The record is from RefSeq and is a predicted model, not a curated record.